UUUUGUUUUAAAAUUUAUGUUCAUUAAAAUUAAUUAUUACAUGAAUAAUUGUAUGCUUUUUUAAAUUAUUUAUUACCACGUAGAUACGUAAUAUUUUUGUUCCGAUCGCUUUUUACAUAAGCAGUAGGUAGAUAUGUUAUAAAAGCUUCAUUUCUCUGCAUAAUGAUUGGUUAUACAUGUAUCCCUUGUAUGCCUAAUGUAUUAAAAUUAUCCCCUGUCAUUGUACAGAUACUACUUUCCACAAUUUCAUAAAAAAUGUGUCUACCUUGAGCCCAAUAGAAAAUAUCAUUAUUAUUUUACAAACGAGUUUUUUUCUCCUAAUUAAAAUUUGCUAAUAAUCUACUAGACAAGUUCAUUCUAUUCGUUUUUACACUAUGCACGCAUUCAAGGUGUCUCUUCAGUUCAUAAAAUCAUUUAAAACUGCAAUCGAAAAAAGUCCUAAACUACAGCUAGAUUUUGUAAAGUCAAUAGGAUCUUAUACUCAAAUAAAUAGAAAAAAUUAUGGGCAGAUUACGUUUCAAAAUUCACUCGAUAUCAAAAGUGUACACACCUUUCAACGAAGAGGUCUAUCGACUAAGCCAUAUGAAGUAGAUGUUUUAAGUAAAUCCCAGAGAGAAGCUGAAAAAUAUCCACCAAAAACUAAUGAACAGCCAGUUGGUAAAAGUUCUUCUACAAUUAAUGCCAUUCCGAAUCCAAAAUCUAAGCAAAAGUUAUCCGAGACAUCCAAGCAAAGAAAAGUUCCUUCAUCUCGAGUAGCUAGAAUGGUUUCCUUCGGCACGCUAGCCGCAGGAUUGGGCUUAGGAACUGCCGCGGAAUACGCUAAAAGGAGUUUGUUUUCCAAGAAUCCCGGUACGGAUAAUUCGAACGUAUUUUUUAACGAAGCUAAUAUGGACAGGAUCGUCGAUACGUUGUGCAAAGUCAGAGGUGCUGCGUUAAAAAUCGGCCAAAUCCUGAGCAUCCAGGACGAGUCCAUCGUCGAUCCCGAAAUCACCAAAGCUUUCGAAAGGGUGCGGAAAUCCGCCGACUUUAUGCCCGAUUGGCAGCUGCAGGAGGUAAUGAAAACGGAACUGGGGCCCAACUGGCGCGAUAAUUUCGACACAUUCGACAGCAUCCCUUUCGCUGCCGCGUCCAUUGGCCAAGUUCAUUACGGCAAGCUCAAAAACGGCUCAGAAGUAGCCGUAAAAGUCCAAUAUCCAGGAGUGGCGCGUGGAAUUAACAGCGACAUCGAAAACUUAGCCACGAUUUUGAAAGUAUGGAACGUUUUCCCCAAAGGCAUGUUCCUGGAGAACCUCAUGGCGGUAACGAAGCGAGAAUUAGCUUGGGAAGUCGAUUACAACAGAGAAGCCGAUCAAACGAAGAAAUUUAGAGAAUUAUUAGCACCGUACGAAAAGUAUUAUGUACCUAAUGUGUUUGAUAAUUUAUCAACGGAACAAGUGUUUACUGCGGAAUUGCUGCACGGAUUACCCCUCGAUGAAUGUUUCGAGAUGGAUACAUUUCACAGGGAAUUCAUUGGGGAAAGAAUAAUGGAAUUGUUCUUAUUGGAAUUGUUUAAAUUCAAUCGAAUGCAGACGGAUCCGAAUUGGGCCAAUUUUUUGUACGAUCCCGAUAAAAACCGGCUGCUUCUGUUAGAUUUCGGUUCGAGUAGGUCCUACUCGAAGGAGUUUAUCGCGCAAUAUGUUAAACUUCUCAAUGCCGCUCGCGAAAAUAACAGGCGAGAUGUGCUGAGUUUAUCGAGAGAAUUGGGCUUUCUUACAGGAUACGAAAGCAAGAUAAUGGAAGAAGCCCACAUCGACGCCUUUAUGACCGUAGGGGAGAUUUUCCGGAACGAAGGAAGGUACAAUUUCGAGAAACAAAACGUCACGGCUAGAAUUAAGAAAUUGGCGGAAACCAUUACUAAUCACCGACUGUGCCCGCCUCCUGAGGAAAUUUACUCGUUGCACAGGAAACUGUUCGGUUUAUUUUGGCUUUUCAGCAAACUGAAAGUAUCGUUACCUUGCAGCGAAAUGUUCGCGACACAUUACGAUCAAUACCUUCAAGAGAAAGAUUAAGCUCUUAAACAAGAUUUACCAGAGGUAGCGAAUAGUUAGGAGAGGUAUACGAAGUUUACUUGAAAGUUUACAACUCGAAGUUUAUAGUGGUAUACAGGGUGUCCCGCAUAGGAACCGACUCAGAGCAGGGGCUUCUAGAGGAGCCUAAAAUAAAAUUGUUUAACACAGUUAAUUUUUGAAUUAUCGACGAUUUUAUGCAACAUUUUUUAGCGUUUUUCAUCAAAAAGACGAAAGAAU
Molecule: messenger RNA, 2285 nt
Organism: Phyllotreta striolata
Lineage: Eukaryota; Metazoa; Arthropoda; Insecta; Coleoptera; Chrysomelidae
Source: the annotation of a GenBank genome assembly